Echinops telfairi (small Madagascar hedgehog) is the source of this 7898-nucleotide messenger RNA. It is a transcript of the gene STRN, whose product is annotated as striatin. Gene Ontology annotation, cellular component: dendrite. The transcript is spliced from 19 exons. Gene Ontology annotation, molecular function: armadillo repeat domain binding; calmodulin binding; protein-containing complex binding. NCBI's taxonomy places the organism in Eukaryota, Metazoa, Chordata, Mammalia, Afrosoricida, Tenrecidae. The coding region runs from base 56 to 2485 and encodes 809 amino acids. The record is from RefSeq and is a predicted model, not a curated record.
GCCGUUGCCUCCACUGCUGGGCGCCUGGGCAGCUCCCCGGGCUUCUACGGCCGCCAUGGACGAGCAGGCGGGUCCUGGCGUCUUCUUCAGCAACAACCACCCGGGCGCCGGCGGUGCCAAGGGGCUCGGGCCUCUGGCGGAGGCUUCCGCGGCCGGCGACGGGGCGGCUGCAGCGGGGGCGGCCCGAGCCCAGUACAGCCUCCCGGGGAUCCUGCACUUCCUGCAGCACGAAUGGGCCCGCUUCGAGGUGGAGCGAGCCCAGUGGGAGGUGGAGCGGGCGGAGCUGCAGGCCCAGAUUGCCUUUCUUCAAGGAGAAAGGAAAGGUCAAGAAAAUCUGAAGAAGGAUUUGGUGAGAAGGAUCAAGAUGCUGGAAUACGCUCUCAAACAGGAAAGAGCCAAAUACCACAAGUUGAAAUAUGGGACCGAAUUGAACCAGGGCGAUAUGAAGCCUCCAAGCUAUGAUUCUGAUGAAGGUAAUGAAACCGAGGUGCAGCCACAACAAAAUAGCCAGCUAAUGUGGAAACAAGGUCGCCAACUGCUUAGACAGUACCUACAAGAGGUGGGUUACACAGAUACUAUCCUAGACGUGAAAUCCAAGCGAGUGCGAGCGUUGUUGGGGUUGUCGAGUGAUGCCCCUGACCGGGAAGAUGACAGGAGUCAGGACGCAGUGUUAAACGGCACAGAGGCCGAAGUUAAAGAGACGGGAAUGAUUGGAAAAUCCGAGCUAACAGAUUCUGCUUCCGUGCUGGAUAAUUUCAAAUUCCUUGAAAGCGCAGCUGCAGAUUUCAGUGAUGAAGAUGAAGAUGAUGAUAUUGAUGGACGGGAAAAAAGCGUCAUUGAUACUUCAACAAUCGUUAGGAAAAAAGUACUGCCUGACAGCAGUGAAGAUAGAGAUACAAAGGAAGCCCUAAAGGAGUUUGACUUCUUGGUUACAUCAGAUGAAGGUGACAAUGAAUCUAGAAGUGCUGGCGAUGGAACAGAUUGGGAAAAGGAAGACCAGUGUCUCAUGCCUGAAGCCUGGAACGUGGACCAGGGAGUGAUUACCAAGCUCAAGGAGCAAUACAAAAAGGAGAGAAAGGGGAAAAAGGGGGUGAAGAGAAAAACUACCGAAGAUCUGUUUCAGCCUCUAUCCUAUAUAAAACAAUCAAAACAGGGAUGUGGGAGAAUGAUGGAUCAAAGCUCAGGGCCCAAUAGGUCAAAACUACAAGAUAUGCUUGCUAAUUUGAGAGAUGUUGAUGAGCUUCCCUCAUUGCAGCCAUCUGUGGGUUCACCUUCCAGACCCAGCAGUUCCAGGCUUCCAGAACACGAAAUAAAUAGGGCAGACGAAGUGGAAGCAUUGACAUUCCCUCCUUCUUCGGGAAAGUCAUUCAUCACGGGAGCAGACGGAGCCCUUGAGAGUGAAUUGGGACUUGGAGAACUGGCAGGUCUUACUGUGGCCAAUGAAGCAGACUCACUAACUUAUGAUAUAGCAAACAAUAAGGAUGCGCUGCGGAAAACCUGGAAUCCCAAGUUUACAUUAAGAAGUCAUUUUGACGGUAUCCGAGCCCUUGCUUUCCACCCCAUUGAGCCCGUUUUGAUAACAGCAUCAGAAGACCACACGUUAAAAAUGUGGAAUUUGCAGAAAACAGCCCCCGCCAAAAAGAGUACGUCUCUUGAUGUAGAACCUAUCUAUACAUUCAGGGCUCAUAAAGGUCCAGUGCUAUGUGUGGUGAUGAGCAACGAUGGUGAGCAGUGUUACAGUGGAGGGACAGAUGGGCUGAUCCAGGGCUGGAACACCACUAACCCCAACAUCGACCCCUAUGACUCCUAUGAUCCUUCUGUUUUAAGAGGCCCUCUACUAGGCCACACAGAUGCAGUCUGGGGCUUGGCGUAUAGUGCAGCACAUCAGCGCUUACUGUCCUGUUCAGCAGAUGGCACUUUGCGCUUGUGGAGCACAACUGAGGCGGCCCCAGCCCUGAGUGUGUUUAAUGAUAAUCAAGAAUUAGGAAUCCCUGCCUCUGUGGAUUUAGUGAGCAGUGACCCUAGCCUUAUGGUAGCGUCAUUCAGCAAAGGAUACACAAGCAUCUUUAACAUGGAAACCCAGCAACGUAUUCUUACUUUGGAAUCCAACCUGGAUACAACAGCCACUACUUCCUGCCAAAUUAAUAGAGUCAUCAGUCACCCCACUCUUCCUAUCAGCAUCACUGCUCAUGAAGACAGGCACAUCAAGUUCUUUGAUAACAAUACAGGCAAAUUGAUCCACUCCAUGGUAGCCCACUUAGAAGCUGUUACAAGUUUAGCAGUUGACCCUAAUGGCCUGUACUUGAUGUCUGGCAGUCAUGACUGUUCUAUACGUUUAUGGAACCUAGAAAGUAAGACGUGUAUUCAGGAGUUCACAGCUCAUCGGAAAAAGUUUGAGGAAUCAAUUCAUGAUGUAGCUUUCCACCCAUCCAAAUGCUACAUAGCCAGUGCUGGAGCAGACGCGCUGGCUAAAGUCUUUGUAUGACACCAGGCGUCCUCGUCGUCCUAGCUCUCUACCAGUUGUCAACGGCACAAAGAGAUACAGACAACCAGGGCAGGAAGCACCUCGGCCUGCCCUUUUGUUCUGCUGAAGGAGCACAGAGAACAUUUGUUAAAGUAUAGUUUCGCAAUUUGUAUACUGUUUUCUAAAACUAAGGUGUGGCCAGGUUGCUGCAAGCUCAGCUAAAUCCGUGAGCCUGGAAACGGUUUCACAAUUUCCCCCUAGUAGAUGCUUGUACCUGGAGGUUGUUCCCUUUCGCUAGGCCAGCCUGGGCGAAGAAAGGGUUCCGUUUGUUCCUAUUUGAGUAAAUAAGGCGCUCUGUGUAUGAUCAUUUAAAGAGCUUGACGAGUGGGUUUGAGUAGAGAAAGAAUGGAAACUCUCCCCUGUGAAACCUUGUUAAACGUAGUUAGCACAGUAAUCUACCAUAUCUGCUGUACUAACCCCUUUGGCCUAAUGGCCAGGCAGUGUUCAAAAGAGUUUUUAAUAUAGCUCGCCCUUCAGCCGUUCACAUAAAGCAACUGGCAUUUUACCUAUUCGUGGUGGGUGGACGGGUACCUGCAAUAAUAUGUUAAAUAGAAUAUUAUUCAGAAAUGCUAAACGAAUAUUUAGUUUGCAGGCUGAUGUCUGUGUUAACAUUUUUGAAAAUAGAUUUGGUACCAUUCUAAAGUUUAGCUGUUGGAUACUCACUAUCAUGAGGAAUAGUUGAUACAGUCUGCACUUACUAAAGGAUUUAACUUAUUCAGGUUUGCGAUUCUGUUUAUUAAGGAAAAACGGCAUAUCUUUAUAAUAAUUUUUAUUAAUUUUAAAAUUCCCUUUUGUUCAUGUUAUAUUUAUAGUCCCAGAGUGAUUAUUUCAUAUCAUUGAAGUCCUACCUUUUGAUGUCUGAAAAAAGCAAAUAACUGUUUUUAUCAGCAUCCACAUAACCAGCCAUGUUUCAGAUGACCUGUUCAUUCUUUUUUGUCUCUCACACGCGUGUGAUCUGACACCUGCCAGAAGGAGUUCUUAAUUGUUUUAGCCGUCCAGAGAAUAAGGUUAACCUCAGCCAGCUGCUUCUGCAGAAGUGGAAAAUGAAGCAAGUCCUCUAUUCAUAUCUUUAAGAAGAUGAGCUCCUAGAAAUUGAGGUGAAAGAGUUCAAUAUAUAACAUUGACUAAAAGGUUCUGGUUCAUUCCCUCUCCCAGUGUUUUAAAUGGAUUAUAAAAUGGUCUGAUGGGCUGUGAAUCAGUAUUUGGGGGCAAGGGGUGGGGAAUGGGCAUACCUGAAAGGACUAGGCUUCCCUGAGCCCACCUUGUCUGUGGCCCACAUCUGAUCACCUCGUAGGUUGUUGUUAUUUUUGACCCUGCCAUCUGAAUUUGGGCCUGUCACACAGAGCCAAACCUUAUAACUCUGUUCUUCUCAUACUCUUUCUCUUGUUAGCCCAAAAGGACAAGCCCAUCUGUAAGAUAGAAAGAAAUGAUUAGUACUCAACUUUUCAUGCAAUAAGCUGGCUUUCAGACUUAUAAAGCAAAAAAUUAUAUUCCUAAAUGUUUUAACCCAUUCAGGUAAUUCUGGCAUUCCUCUCCCCACAUAAUCCAUUUGACACUUCUGGGAAUAUUUUGGUGAUGUAGGUAAUAAUUGCCAAUUAUUUAAAAUUUAUGCUUAGCUGCAUCUUGAGACUUCUGCAAUAUAUAGUCAAAAUUGCUUUUAAGCUAAGCACUUGUGCUAAUUUUCCUGAAUGUUGUACAGAUAUGCUAUAGUAUUGUGACACAAAAAUCAUUUCAUUUUAUCUGUAUCUUGGUUAACAAUAGGCUCAAGAGACUCUUUUGAAUUAUCGAUUGAGUUGACCUAGACAAGAGCUGUCAGGUGAAUGUUUACAUUCCCACGCAGAUGUAGAAUUCCAUAUUGUGUUCCAUAUUGCAUUCUUCUGGUCCUUCACAGAGUGAAGGAAGGGUGCUAACCUAACAUUUGCAAAUUGCAACCAGGUGCCCUUAUUGGUAUUUUAUGAUGGAUGACCAUAAAACUAUUGUUCCACUCUUUACUGCUUUCAUUACCUUCCAAGGUCUUCAGUGCCUACCUGGCUUAUGCCGCUAAGGCGCUCUCUUUCCCUGUCCAUUUUAGGUCUCGUGGUUGGAAUCCUUCUGUUAGUGAAUGGAGAAUAACCACGAGCUAGCUAGACUGGAGUGCAGAGGGCGGCACUGUUGAAAGUCCCGUAGAACGCCAGUGCUGUGCCAAUGGAGACUGUACAUGAAGAGAGGGAGUGUUCUCCACUAGAGCUGUAUGGUUUCAGCUUAGAAAUGAGCCAGAGCUGUCUUCCAAUCAGAUAGUGGCAUCUACAUGUGUCUGACUCCCCCUUCCCCCGCUGCCUACUGAAAGUUCAAAUUACCAAAUGAACAGAGUCACAGUCAUUAAACUGCUUUCAUAGCGCUUGAGAUGUCCUCGAUCUUUUGGAUGACAUAGUAUUAGUGUUGGAGCAGUAUGAAGAUCAGCAGGCUGUGGGGACCCUUGCCUGGUUUUCAUUUACUCUGGCUAGAUCUGGGGGCUGGCACCACCCUCCUCCCAACUCAGCUGUCAUCUGAAGCUCAUGUGUUGCUCAGACCAUAGACACCUAUUUAGCAGAUGUGAUACACUGACCUUCAGUAUUUUUCUAUUAAACAAGUUUAGCAGUUUUUGCCAUUAAACAAAUAAUUAGUUAUGCAAAGUAUUUAGAUUUUUAUAAUCGUUUUAGUAUGACUAAAAGGGGGGAAAUUGAGCUGCAUCAUUGAUAAUGAGCCUUGUGAAAAAUUUUCAUUUAUCUGACUUUCAUUCCUUCAGUAUUCUUGCUAUAAAUUUCUUUUGGAGAGAAUUAUGAAGAUUUAUUUGAAAAUGUCUAAAAAUGUAUGUAUAUUUUAUAAAUAUAUAUUAUAUAUAUUGUACAAAUAUAUAUAAUAUAUAUAGACUAUAUAUAUAUAUAUAACCAUAGGUGCAUUUUACUGUUUUGUAUUUUCAUUUUGGGAGGUAGUAUACACAAUGGAUAAUGAUGAGUAUGGUGAGUGUUGUGCUGUUUGCUUUUGCAAUAUAAUAUAUAGUUACAAAUGUCUAAGUUACUGUAUAUACUAUAUUCAUUAUAGGCUAGCAUGCUUGUUUUAAAGACUGUCAUUCUAGUUUAUUAAAAUCUGAAUGUAAGAAAACCUGGCUAUUCAAAUGUGAAUCAAAAAAUAUUCCAUUCUCAGUACUGAUCGAUUUCCAUUGAAAUAUUUCCAUCAGACUUUUUAACAAAACAGAAAUCUUUAAAAGGCAAUAGCUAGAGAAUGAGAGGUGCCUUUCAAAAACACAAAUGCAGCCUUACAGUGAGGAUGAGGACUGAAUUUGUGUGGCGGGUGGGCGGGGAUGAGAGAGUGAGUGUGUGUGCAUUGGGGUGUGUUUGUCAGUCUGUGAAGGUCCUGAUUUGUGAUCAUCGAUGUCUUUUCAAUGUGUCUGCUCAAAUUGUGGGGGUUCAGGGGACAUUCCAUGCGCUGUCGUGGUGCUCUUCUGAGCACCACAUAUACAAGUAUUUUGAAUGUGAAUUCUUAGAAAUUUCAGUAAGGAAAAACAAAAACUAUUCCUUCAUUCUAGUCAGGUUUGGGUCAAAGAAGAAAUUAAUUGGUUCACCAAAAUUAUGGAAUCUUAUUUCACUUCGGCUAAAUUACUUUUUUUUAAGGCUCACCUUUUUAGUACUUCAUAGGUAUUUUCCUUUACACUAGAGUAUAUCAUGAAAUUCUCUGAUGAAGAUUCCGCCUUUAAAAGUUCUUUUUAGAUCAAACACCUGAAAUUUCACCUGCAGAGUAGUCUUAGGUAUUUAAAUGGCAUCUUUCAUAUCUACCUCUUUGUUAUUGCUGCCGUUUUAACAGAAGCAAAUCUGUAUGACAUCUGAAAUGAUGGUUGGAUGCAAUUUAAAAAUCUAUAUUGGUGCUUUUCUCAGGUUUUUGUUAUCUAAGUUUCAUUUGCCUAAUGUCACAUCAGAUCAAAAGACUUGGAAUUAAUUUUGGUUUCUCUUGGAAAGGAUUGCUUAAAAUUAACCAUCACUGUUGAUAGUGAAGAUAGUUAAUUUCAAAUUGUGUGUCUAUGUGAUAAUUUCAACAAAGAGCCAAACUGUUAAUGAAUUUACAUGGAAAAGGAUCUCUAGGUAUAAUUUCCUGCAGUGUAUCCAUUGAAAUCGAUUUCAAAACUAUUAUGUGCAUAACCCUUUAUUUUAUUUACUCAGAGGUUGCCUCCACUACUCUGUUACUUGUUUAGUAAUUUAUAUAAUCGUAUUACUUUAAUGUUCGACACUGGGAUUCAGGUUUUACUAAGUAAUAGCUGACAGAAAUUACAUGUAUGUAAUGUAUUUGUCCCAAAAGUUCCCCUUGAGGGGAAGGUUGAGAAAAUGCACAUAUCUGUGUUUAAAAACAAGGCUAUGUCAUUAGUAAGUCAUUUUAACCAUUUUACUCUUGCCAUUCAAAGCUUUUCAAUUGGCCGUACCCUCAUCCAACUAAUCUCUAUGUCAGUGUGAAGGACAUCAGAAUGACAGUGUAUUUAACAGAUCCUUUGCAUUUGUUCGGUCUUUUUUUAAAUCUGAAAAGGGCAGAUGUGCGGUCUAGUAGAGGCCCGCUGGGUUCCACAGCAGUAUUCCUGUAGUGGUGCUGAGGGGUCGGGUUGUGCUGGAUCUCUGCUAGUCAAACUUUAGGUUCGAUUUAACUGGGACCACGUGUUUGUCAUCCUUCUGAUGCAAAUGAGAACGUUCCAUUUAAUUUAGAGUAACUCUAAUGUCUGCCUGGGUUUAUAACAGGCUGUGAACCAGUGAGUGCCUUGUUAAAGUAGAAUGAUUUUUCCCUGGUUGUGUGUUAGCUCCUCUCUGAAAAUGUCUUGGAGAAUGGUAUUUUUAAUUGACUUGUAGAGAGCUGCUGAAUUCGGUAGUCUCACAGUCAGAAAGGCUUGGGUCUACCACAUUCCUUCCCUCCCUCCUUUCAUUUCACUCUAGCUGAUGUUUGCUUAUGAGUAAAGCAUUGCAGCCCCCCUUCUCCAUGUGCUUUCUUUUUGGUCCAUUCCAACUCUGUGGUCUCUAGAACCUGCUCUUAGGAAGAACCAUUUUGUAAUACUGAAAUCUCCUGAUUAUUUCCUGUCUUCCGGACUUCAUUGUACUUUUAUUGACCCUAGGACUUUAUCAGUUCACCUUCCUAAAGAACCUCUUUUUCCUCCCCCUGCCUUCUCCAACCACCUUGGUGAGCCCUGGGCCAGAUGGUUUGAUCUUUCAGGUAUUUUAAAAUUUAGUCGUCAAUUAAUGUAAAUUAAUCCAAAUGCUAAUUUUUGUGGUGCAAGAAGUUUCUUUUGUAAAUUCAGGGUCUGGAUAAGCUAAUUAAGAUAUCCAUUUUUUGGUGGCUCAAAGUGUAUUGUUUGUUUUUAAAUAAAAUGUACAAAUAUAGAUGA